This is a messenger RNA of Mollisia scopiformis, 468 nucleotides long. RefSeq names its product putative dual specificity protein phosphatase 16. The record is from RefSeq and is a predicted model, not a curated record. Bases 1 to 468 code for a protein of 155 amino acids. Gene Ontology annotation, molecular function: protein tyrosine/serine/threonine phosphatase activity. NCBI's taxonomy places the organism in Eukaryota, Fungi, Ascomycota, Leotiomycetes, Helotiales, Mollisiaceae. Gene Ontology annotation, biological process: protein dephosphorylation. Gene Ontology annotation, cellular component: cytoplasm. The transcript is spliced from 2 exons.
AUGUGCACCCACAAACAUCCCGAGGAUGCAACAAGAACCUACCUCCACAUCGCCUUGGAUGACAUCGACGAUAUGAAGCGUCACAUCCAAGAACUUGUGGCGUUCAUCGAUUCUGCGAUCAAGGGUGGUGGUAUUGUCUUAGUGCAUUGUGCUUUAGGACUAAACCGCUCCGCAGCAGCGAUCCUCUCGUAUCUUUGCUCCCAGAAGCCAAUAACAUCCUUAGAAGCACUCGAAUAUCUAAAGGAGCGGAAACCGGACGUCAGGCAAGUUCUUCUUCUUUGCUUCAUGGGAAUAGAUUUACUGACACUGAACGAAAGACCUUCUGCUCUUUUUCUUCAGCAAAUCAAUCAAUACUAUGGAAGGAAGGAGAAGAACGAGGCAGAAGACCCUAUGGCCCGAUUCCACAGGCGCUUACAGGAGAGGAAGGCAGGAAUUUCGAGCCAAAGUCCAAGUCCGGCUACAACAUGA